AUGAGUGACAAUUCUGAGGCUAUGUCAUCAUUGAUAGCAGCAAAGAAAGCAACUAGACGCAUGAUCAAACAGAGGGUGCAAGGAAUACCCCAAUCUCUAGUGGUUGAGAAGUCGGGCUUCAUAGUAGAUAAAAUAUUGGAUAUGCUUGUUUGGAAAGAAGCCCAAGCAGUGGGAGUAUUCCUCUCGAUGCCUCAGGGGGAGGUACAGACUGGACGUUUGGUCGCCGAUGCAUUCAAAAGCGGUAAGAGAGUCUUUGUGCCGAAGACCAUCCAUGGUAGCAACGAUAUGGAACUUCUAGAGGCCAAGAGCCUUAAUGAUAUAUCCUCGUUCCCUCGUACGAAUUGGGGUAUACCAGAACCAGAUUUCAUCAACCCGUCGACUGGGGAGGCUAGAGUGAAUGCAAUGGACUGUCGUCCACCCGCGCUAAACGUCAUUUUGGUGCCGGGACUUGGGUUCGAUAAUCAUUGUCGCAGACUGGGCAGGGGCAAAGGCUUUUACGACCGCUACUUGUCACGAUUCUCGGCUAAGACUGGAAGCAUGCCUUUGCUGAUAGCCCCAGCAUUCGAGUGUCAGAUUCUUGAUGAGAUCCCUGUUUCUGCUAAAGACCUUCCAGUCGACUAUGUGGUCACCGAGGAGCGGAUUGUCGAAAGAAGUCGGAAGCUCCAGCAUGAUGUCUGUCAGUGA
This is a messenger RNA of Perkinsus marinus ATCC 50983, 684 nucleotides long. RefSeq names its product 5-formyltetrahydrofolate cyclo-ligase, putative. Gene Ontology annotation, cellular component: mitochondrion. The record is from RefSeq and is a predicted model, not a curated record. Gene Ontology annotation, biological process: folic acid-containing compound biosynthetic process; tetrahydrofolate interconversion. The coding region runs from base 1 to 684 and encodes 227 amino acids. The transcript has 4 exons. Lineage: Eukaryota; Perkinsozoa; Perkinsida; Perkinsidae. Gene Ontology annotation, molecular function: 5-formyltetrahydrofolate cyclo-ligase activity.